Messenger RNA from Sabethes cyaneus, 706 nucleotides. It is a transcript of the gene ND-B18, whose product is annotated as NADH dehydrogenase [ubiquinone] 1 beta subcomplex subunit 7. Gene Ontology annotation, cellular component: mitochondrion. Bases 148 to 525 code for a protein of 125 amino acids. Lineage: Eukaryota; Metazoa; Arthropoda; Insecta; Diptera; Culicidae. The record is from RefSeq and is a predicted model, not a curated record. The transcript has 3 exons.
AUUUGGUCUGACCUGGAGGAAGAGUUGAAAGUUUGUGGCAAAAGAGUUGGUUAUUUUGAUAAAAUUGCUAAUUUUUUGAUCGUACUACCGUUGCAGAAAGGUAUCGCAGGGUUUAAACUUGUGUGACAGUAGACCUUUCGAUUAACAAUGGGAAACUACAUGUCGCUUUAUUUAACCAAUCCGGAAGGAACUCCUAAACCGCUCACGGAACCUAGCUUUGAUCCUAAUUUUGGUUUUCCGAAUGGCCGUAAGCAAAGAGUUAUGAUUGCUACCGAGCAGGAGAUGGAAGCUGCCAAAAUUCCUUUAGAGGAUCGUGAUUAUUGUGCCCAUAAGCUGAUUGCCCACAGAGCCUGUCGAGCGGACGUUUGGCCAUGGGCAUACAAAUGUGCUCAUGCAAAGCAUGAUUAUUUGAACUGUGAAUAUGAGGACUACAUUUAUCGGAUGAAGGAAUAUGAACGUGAGAAACGUUUGUUGCUUAGAAAACAGAGAAUAGAGAAAAAGCGUGCUAAAGAGCUUCUUGCUUAAUGAAACCAUUCGUUCGAAGCAAAGCAGCAACUCUGUCUCCUGCAAGUCCUUAUUAAAUAUGUUAAUUUUAAUGGCAUCUUGUGGAUGACCACUGAGAAGCAUGCAGUUUGUGUUUCAGUCAGUUCUUCAAAACAAACGAGUAGAUCGCAAUAAAUAAUAAGAAUCGGAUGGGCUGUCAAUA